UCAUCACAAGAACAAACCCACGAACGCGCAUACACUCUCAUGAGACAACACUGAUCGAUCGAUCAAGUCCAGCCGAGUAGCGGGCAUGGAGGACAUGGCGCUAGCAUCGGAGCUGGACCGGCUACAGGCGAUGGCGAGGGAGCUGGGUGCGCAGGUCGACAACAACGACGCGCCGGCAGCCGCGAGGGAGCUCUGCGGCGCGCUGGCCGCGUCCGUCGACAGGGCCGUCUGCCUAGCCGGCUACGGAGGCGGCAAUGCCGGCGCCGGUAAGAACAGUGGCCAGCCGAGGAACAGCAGCAGGAAGGCGGCCACGGCGGCGAAGACCAGAAGGCAGGUGCGGGUGGCGUCGGUGCAGGACACGGCGCCGCUCGACGACGGGCUCAGCUGGCGGAAGUACGGCCAGAAGGACAUCCUCGGCGCCCCGUACCCGAGGGCAUACUUCCGGUGCACGCACCGGCACUCCCGGGGCUGCCAAGCCACCAAGCAGGUGCAGCGCGCCGCCGGCGACCCGCUGCUCUUCGAAGUCGUGUACCACGGCGACCACACCUGCGCCCAGCCCCCCGCGCUAUCGCUCCUAAGCGCGCAGCAGCCACCUGCCUCCGGCCAGGAGCAGGGAUUGCCGGCUGCGACACAGGAAGAGAUGCAUAUGCAUUGGUGGGCGGCAGAGCCCGUGACGCCACCCGAGUCCAUGGACGUCUGCUGCCCGCCAACAAACUCCUGGUACCAGCAUGCCGGUAGCUAUGGCUACGCGGCUGGUGCCGGCCUUGGGACUGACAUGGACUUUGAGGCUCAGCUCGACGAGUUCUUGAAUCCUACAAAGUUUUUCCAGCCAGAGAUUCAGACCCUGUAA
This is a messenger RNA of Lolium rigidum, 850 nucleotides long. Its product is annotated as transcription factor WRKY19-like. Gene Ontology annotation, molecular function: transcription cis-regulatory region binding; DNA-binding transcription factor activity. Gene Ontology annotation, biological process: regulation of DNA-templated transcription. The transcript has a single exon. Bases 86 to 850 code for a protein of 254 amino acids. The record is from RefSeq and is a predicted model, not a curated record. NCBI's taxonomy places the organism in Eukaryota, Viridiplantae, Streptophyta, Magnoliopsida, Poales, Poaceae. Gene Ontology annotation, cellular component: nucleus.